This is a messenger RNA of Aphidius gifuensis, 1360 nucleotides long. Its product is annotated as GTPase Era, mitochondrial. Gene Ontology annotation, cellular component: mitochondrial matrix. Gene Ontology annotation, biological process: ribosomal small subunit assembly. The record is from RefSeq and is a predicted model, not a curated record. The coding region runs from base 108 to 1172 and encodes 354 amino acids. The transcript has 3 exons. Gene Ontology annotation, molecular function: GTP binding; rRNA binding; ribosomal small subunit binding. NCBI's taxonomy places the organism in Eukaryota, Metazoa, Arthropoda, Insecta, Hymenoptera, Braconidae.
CAGUGGUCUUGCAUUAUCAAACGUGUGUGCCGAUUAUAAAAAAAACAAUAUAAAAAACAUAACCCAACUGAAAUAAAUCAUUAACAAUCAAAUAAAAAAAAAGCAAAAUGAUUAUGACAAUUGGAAGAAAUAUAUUUCGUAUAAAAACAAGAUUUUCUAGAUAUUAUUCAUUAAAUAUUAAUCCAACAAUAACAGACAAUGUCAAUCAAAAUAUCCAUGCAUUGUCAAAUACCAAUGACAUCAUUGUUGAACAAAAUUGGGAGCAUAAACAAAUACGAAGAGACACUGAUAAAUCAUUGAGAAUUGCAAUUCUUGGUUUGCCAAAUGUUGGAAAAAGUACAUUAAUAAAUCGUCUUGUUGGUCGUCCAGUUUGUGGAAUGUCAUCAAAAGUUCAUACAACAAAAAAAAAAUUAGAUGCUAUUUAUAUUGAGGAUGAUACACAAUUAAUAUUUGUAGAUACACCAGGUCUUGUGACAAAUCAUGAUUUUAAAAAAUUUAAACUUAACCCGACAUUUAAAUGUGACAUUGAUAAAUCAUUAUCAAAUUGUGAUAUUGUUGGUAUUGUACAAGAUGCAUCACAUCCAUUUAAAUCAAGUAAAAUUGAUGAAAGAAUAAUGGUUUGUUUAAAAAAGCUACCACCAAAUUUACGUUCAAUAUUAAUAUUAAAUAAAAUUGAUAAAUUAAAAAGUAAAAAAAAAUUACUUGAACUUGUUGAUGUACUAACUGGUGCAGAUAAUUGGCCAAAUUUUUCUGAUGUUUUUAUGGUAUCUGCAUUAAAAGAUGAUGGUGUUAUUGAUAUACGAAAUUAUCUUUUGGAUAUGUCUGAAAGUCGUGAUUGGGAAUAUGAUCCAGAAACAAUAACAGAUUCACCACCAGAAAAAAUAGCAACUGAAAUUGUACGUUCAAAAUUUAUGGAUGCAUUACCUGAAGAGUUACCUUAUUCAGUUGGUGUUGGUAUUGAACAUUUUGGCACACUUCCAGAUGGUAGUAUGUCAAUUGUUGUAGCAGUAAAAUGUCCAACUGAUAGAAUAUCUAAAAUUGUCAUGGGUAAACAUGGUGCACGUGUUAAAAUUGUUGCUAUACAAGCUGAACAAGAAUUAAGCCAAGUAUUUAAAACAACAGUUAGACUAAAAAUUGCUAUUAAAUUUUCAGAUAAAAAUGAACUUUGCUAAUUUAAAAAAAAAAAACAAUUACUUUUUGUUUUUUAUUCUAGUGUUUAACAUAAUUUUAUUUGUAAUUUUUUCUUUUUUUUUAUCUGUAAAUAAAUACAAUGUUUAAUGUGAAAUUUAAUGUGAAAUUUAAUGUGAAAUUUAUAAAUUAUUAUUAUUUAAAAGAGGAAAAUAUAAAUCAGUAUCACAAA